Puntigrus tetrazona (Sumatra barb) is the source of this 3093-nucleotide messenger RNA. Its product is annotated as solute carrier family 22 member 4-like. Gene Ontology annotation, molecular function: transmembrane transporter activity. NCBI's taxonomy places the organism in Eukaryota, Metazoa, Chordata, Actinopteri, Cypriniformes, Cyprinidae. Gene Ontology annotation, cellular component: membrane. Gene Ontology annotation, biological process: transmembrane transport. The record is from RefSeq and is a predicted model, not a curated record.
GUAUCAUAAACCUAUUCCAGCUUUGUAUGUUUGGGAGGGGUUACAAGCAUGAGCCAAAAUGAAUGAUAAGAGCUAGAGAUCAUUGUAAACAGUGCAGAAACUUUAAAAAUGAGGGACUAUGAUGAUAUCACUGGCUUUCUGGGAACAUGGGGUCCAUUCCAGCUGACUGUUUUCUUGGCGUUGGCUAUAAGUAUCCUUCCAAAUGGUUUUGUAGGCAUCUACAUCGUUUUUGUGGGUGACGUGCCAUCUCACGAGUGUCUGAUUCCUGAAGAGUACAACAUUAGUGAGACGUGGAGAGAAGCUGCAAUCCCAAUGAUGACGAAAGACGGUGUUUUAAAACGCAGUUCCUGUUCCAGAUACAAAAUGGAAACAGUGAGAAAUUUUUCUGUGCUUAAUUACACCCCAAACGUGGAAGUCAAUGUCAGCGAGAUUGAGGUUGAAUCCUGUGUGGACGGCUGGAACUACAGUAAAGAGAUUUACGAGUCUACGAUAGUGACAGAGUGGGACCUGAUAUGUGAGAACGAGUAUAAAGUGCCACUAACCUCAUCAAUAUAUUUCUUGGGUGUGUUGGUGGGGACCUUCCUUUCAGGACAGAUGUCUGACAGGUAUGGCAGAAGGCCUGUACUUUUUGUCACGAUGGCCUUGCAGACAGUUACUAUCCUUAUCCAGAUGUUUUCUCCAAGCUGGGAAAUCUUCACUGCUGUCUUCUUCUUUGUGGGAUUUAGUGGUUUUUCUAAUUAUGUUGUAGCAUAUGUCCUAGGCUGUGAAAUUCUCAGUCCAGCAAGUAGAGUGGUGUUUGGUUCUCUGGGUGUUUUCAUGGGGUCUGCAAUCGGUCAGAUGUUCCUUCCAUUAGCAGCUUAUUUCAUCCGUAGCUGGCGAUGGCUGUUGCUCACGAAUGCUCUCACUGGGCUCCUGUAUGUGCCCUUGUGGUGGUUUAUUCCGGAGUCUCCAAGAUGGCUGCUCUCUCAGGGAAGAAUCUCAGAGGCUGAAGCCAUACUUAGAUAUGCAGCUAAAAAGAACAAGGUUACUGCACCUGACGUCAUCUUCACUUCCUCUGAGAUUGAGGAAUCAGCAAGGAUGAGGGAGAAAAAACACAAUAUUCUGGACAUUUUGAGGAAUUGUAAUGCCGUUUUAACCAUCGGGAUUUGUUCACUUCUCUGGAUGGUCAUCACCAUGUCUUACUAUGCUCUCAUUCUAAACACCACAAACCUUCAUGGCGACCUGUACCUGAAUUUUUUCCUGUCUGCAGUGGUGGAGGUGCCAGCUUUCAUAAUAGCCAUGUUGUUGCUCAGAUACUGCAGUAGGAGAUUCUGUCAGUCUUCCACUCUCCUCGUGGGUGGAGCAAUGAUUUUCAUCAUACAGCUCAUUCCCAAAGAUCUGAUGGAGCUGGCAACCUCCCUGGAGAUGCUGGGGAAACUUGGUGUUACUGCUGCAUUCUGUGUGGUGUAUGCAGUGACUUCAGAACUCUUUCCUACUGUGGUGAGAAACAUGGCCAUGGGAAUGUGCUCUAUGACCGCUCGCAUAGGAAGCAUUGUUUCUCCCUUCAUCAUAUACUUGGCUCUGAAUAUCACGGAUGAAUGGAGAAACGCGUCUAUUCCUCUCGAUGAGGAGAACGAGAACAAAGCUUCUGGAUUCAGUAAGUGUUCAAGAUACAGAAUGGACCUCGUGAAGAGCUAUUCGGAGCGAGGUUUGCUGCCGUGGGUGGAUGUGAAUGUAUCGGCUAUUCCUCGAGAAGGCUGCGUGGACGGCUGGGAGUAUGAUAAAGGAACAUACAUCUCCACGAUUGUUUCAGAGUGGGAUUUGGUGUGUUCAGAUGACUGGAGGGCUCCGCUGACCUCCUCACUCUUCUUCUGUGGUGUUUUGACUGGCUCUGUGAUCUCUGGACAGGUGUCUGACAGGUUUGGCAGAAAAAUAGUGCUGUUUGUUACCAUGGGGAUUCAGACGGUAUUCACCUUCAUCCAAGUCUUCUCCCCAUCUUGGUUGAUAUUUUGUUUGUUGUUUUUUAUUGUUGGAAUUGGCCAAAUCUCAAACUAUGUGGCAGCAUUUGUAUUAGGAAUGGAGAUACUGAGCCCAUCCGUUCGUGACAUCUUCUCCACUCUUGGCGUGUGUCUUUUCUUCUCUAUCGGGUAUAUGAUGCUUCCGCUGGCUGCUUACUUCUUAAGAGACUGGAGAAUGUUGCUGCUGGCCCUCACUGUUCCUGGCUUGUUCUGUGUACCCCUCUGGUGGUUUAUUCCCGAGUCUCCGCGAUGGCUGCUGUCUCAGGGGAGAGUAGACGAGGCCGAGGUCAUUCUGAGAAAGGCUGCCCAGAUGAACGGGAUUAAGGCCCCUGACGUCAUUUUUCCUGGAAUUCAGUCAAGGGAAAAUGCUGGAAGGUUGCGGACCUACAGUCUCUGUGACCUGCUGAAGUCCACUAACAUCCGCUGCAUAACCGUCCUGCUGUGCCUGGUCUGGUCAGCUGUUUCAAUUGGAUACUGUGCCUUGUCUCUGAACACGUCCAAUCUUCAUGGAAACAUCUACCUGAACUGCCUCUUAUCAGCGGUUGUGGAAGUACCUGCUCUCGUCAUGGCCUGGCUGAUGCUCCGCUGCUGGCCAAGACGCCUUAGCUUGUCUUCCACUCUGUCUUUAGGAGGACUGGUCCUUCUCUUCAUACAUCUCAUUCCACAACAUAGGAGUUCUAUUGCCAUUUCUCUGGUGAUGCUGGGAAAGUUUGGUCUGUCUGCAGCAUUUGCGAUAGUUUAUCCUGCUACCGAGCUUUACCCUACUGUACUGAGGAACACAGCUCUAGGAGCCUGCUCGAUGGCGUCCAGAGUCGGCAGCAUAUCAGCACCAUAUUUCAUCUACUUAGGAGGCUAUUACAGAUCUUUGCCAUAUAUCUUAAUUGGCAGUCUGAAUGUUCUCUCUGGGUUACUCGGUCUUCUGCUUCCAGAGAGUUUUGGAUCACCAUUACCAGAGACCAUCAGUCACAUGCAGACAGUAGCUGGAUUCAGAAAAAGACAUUGCAGUCCAACUGACAGAAAACGUGAAGAGGAGCAUGAAUCUGACUACUUAUAAUGGACUAUAGAGAGAUUUUUUUUUUUUUUUUUUUUUAUGUAA